This is a messenger RNA of Penicillium longicatenatum, 1749 nucleotides long. RefSeq names its product TFIIB-type zinc finger domain-containing protein. The transcript has 7 exons. Gene Ontology annotation, cellular component: RNA polymerase I core factor complex; RNA polymerase transcription factor SL1 complex. Lineage: Eukaryota; Fungi; Ascomycota; Eurotiomycetes; Eurotiales; Aspergillaceae. The record is from RefSeq and is a predicted model, not a curated record. Gene Ontology annotation, molecular function: RNA polymerase I core promoter sequence-specific DNA binding. Gene Ontology annotation, biological process: nucleolar large rRNA transcription by RNA polymerase I; RNA polymerase I preinitiation complex assembly. Bases 1 to 1749 code for a protein of 582 amino acids.
AUGGACUAUGUCACCCGAGGGGUUUGUGGCCAAGAGUCAUGCCGUGAGCGAAGAUACUAUGUCGACAAUGGCCUCUGGUUCUGUCGUCGCGGACAUUUGCAAGAGGGGCGGCAAAUUGAAGAAGACGCAGAUGAUUUCGGAAAACUGGGUAGAAUCAACCGAGUGAAGAGGGAGAAGGAGGAAAAAUCGAGAAAGACUGCUCGUGGUCGAAAGGCACAAACCCUGCUCCUGCAAGCUUAUCAGAUAAUCCUGUGGAAACAAUGCUAUGCUCUGGUCCACGAACAUGGGUUCCCAGAGCAGUUUGAGGGUAUUGUUCAUGAUCUCUGGGCUCUCAAGCUCCAGGACUACGCUUUGAAGAUCACCGAGUCUACAGAAGACGAGGAUAUUGAUAGUGAACCCGAGAUUUUCAGCUCACAGGCCUCGCAGAAAGACGACGAUGAAUCGAGCGCCACCAUUAGGCCCACGUAUCAUAUUUGGCCUCGCAUGCCCGAGACUGUGGCUCUGUGUUAUCUAGCAGCACUUAUUAUGCAGCUUCCAUUCUGUGUUGCUGACUUUCACAAAUUGAUUUUACGCCAGGAUAUUCCUUAUAUCCGAGCGUUAAAGGUUGUACCUCGGGAGAUCAAGAAGCAGCUUCCUCCAGAGUUUACUGAGAUUCUUACUGUUAAUAAAAUACCAAAAGUGGAGGCUUUGCAUCGAACGAUCAGAGAUAUAGCGCUUCGCUACCAACGCAAGUUUGGAAUGGAGCUACCUCCCAUUAACUCCCCUAUCAUCUUUCAUCGGCACAUCAAAAGAUUGGCUGUUCCAAUUGAUGUGUAUGAGAUGACCAAGGUGAUACAAAGGCUCCUUGGUUUCACUUUCGAAUACCCAGAGUACCUCAACGACGACAAGCGUAUAGAAUCGCUUCAGCUGCCUGAGAUCCAGAUGGUUGUCCUAAUUGUCAUAGCCACCAAAUUGCUUUUCCCGUUUGAUAAUAUACCAAGGAAUCCGGUCACAGCCAUGGAGCCCACCGCUCAGGGCAUCGACUGGCAGGAAUGGGUGCGAGCUCAGCAGCAGUAUGAAUCCCAAAAACAUUCCGAGGGGAGGAUUGGGGUAGAAAAAGCUAUCCAAGUGUCCGCAUCGGAUGUAUCAAGGAUGGAACCUCACCAGUUAGAUCAGUACAUGGACUGGUACGAGAAAGACUGGUUGGAUACCACGAAGGACCCCAACGUGGUUGCCGACAUGUUCCCCGUAUCGGAAACACAGACAGAGACAGAGACUCCUUCAAGGCAUGAUCUCGGUGCAGAGCAGUCUGCUUAUACUGAUAACGAGGAAAAAGAGCUUGACGAUCUUCUACGAAGAUCCAUGGAAGGUAUGCUCUCAGUACCCAUUGUUCCAGACCAAGAGGGGGAGAUAGUUGCCAGACCAGGCAUAUGGUACCGUCGAUACCGAUGGGUGUCAGCGCUUCCCGAAGAAGCACGCUCCUUUUAUGAGGUAGCGGCUAAACUAGCAGCCGUCUCAUUACAUACGCUUGUCCGAGCGGUAUCAGCUGCUGAAUGGCGGCUUGGGCAUGGGCAGGAGCACCAGGGGUGCUCAGAGUAUACAGGAUAUGGAUCAGAAUCCUACAGUGAAGAGAGAUCGGAAUCCGAGAGUGAAGAGGAGUCAAAUUCUGAGGAAGAGCUACAUGGAAGUAGCGGGGAAGAGAUGGAUGAACUAGAUGAUUUAGAUGAACUAGAUGAACAGCUAAUGGGGCUGGAUGUUGGGGGUGAGUAA